UCGGCCCGUGGUUCCGCCCCUGCGCUCGCCCGCCUCCUUUUUAGGCGCCUCCCGCCCAGCCCCAGCUCCGGCUCGCUGCGCCGCGCGCCCUCCGUCCCUCCUUCCAUAGCUCCCCGGCUCCGCUCCGCGUUCGUGGCCACCCCGCAGCCCCCACCCAGGUGCCAUGGCCGCUGUGUACCGCCCCGGCCUGCGGCUUAGCCAGCAUGGACUGAGUCCCUGGGGCCGGUCACCACGGCGCAGCAUCCAGACCCUGCGAGUACUCAAUGGAGAUCUAGACCAGCUACCUGCUGGGGUCCGAGACUUUGUGGAGCGUGGUGCCCGCCUGUGCCAGCCAGAGAGCAUCCACAUCUGUGAUGGGACGGAAGCUGAGAAUACCGCCACACUGGCCCUCCUGGAGCAGCAGGGACUCCUCCGAAAACUCCCCAAGUACAACAACUGCUGGCUAGCCCGCACAGAUCCCAAGGAUGUGGCCCGAGUUGAGAGCAAGACAGUGAUUGUAACUCCUUCUCAACGGGACACAGCGCCCCUCCCGGCCGGUGAUGUCCGGGGGCAACUGGGCAACUGGAUGUCUCCAGCCGAGUUCCAGCAGGCUGUGGAUGAGAGGUUUCCGGGCUGCAUGCAGGGCCGAACCAUGUAUGUGCUUCCAUUCAGCAUGGGCCCGGUGGGCUCCCCACUGUCUCGCAUCGGAGUGCAGCUCACGGACUCAGCCUACGUGGUGGCCAGCAUGCGUAUCAUGACCCGGCUGGGGACGCCUGUGCUUCGGGCCUUGGGAGAUGGAGAGUUUGUUAAGUGCCUGCAUUCUGUAGGCCAACCUCUGACAGGGCAAGGGGAACCAGGGAGCCAGUGGCCAUGCAACCCAGAGAAAACCCUGAUUGGCCAUGUGCCUGACCAGAGGGAAAUCGUCUCCUUCGGCAGCGGCUAUGGUGGUAACUCCCUGCUGGGCAAGAAGUGCUUUGCCCUUCGAAUCGCCUCUCGGCUGGCCCGGGAUGAGGGCUGGCUGGCAGAGCACAUGCUGAUCCUGGGCAUCACCAACCCUGCAGGGAAGAAGCGUUAUGUGGCAGCCGCCUUCCCCAGUGCUUGUGGCAAGACAAACCUGGCCAUGAUGCAGCCAGCCCUGCCAGGCUGGAAGGUGGAGUGCGUGGGGGAUGACAUCGCCUGGAUGAGGUUUGACAGUGAUGGUCGACUCCGAGCCAUCAACCCUGAGAAUGGCUUCUUUGGGGUGGCCCCCGGCACCUCUGCCACCACCAAUCCCAAUGCCAUGGCCACAAUCCGGAGUAACACCCUUUUCACCAAUGUGGCUGAGACCAGUGAUGGUGGUGUCUACUGGGAGGGCAUUGACCAGCCUCUUCCACCUGGUGUCACUGUGACCUCCUGGCUGGGCAAACCAUGGCAACCUGGUGACAAGGAGCCCUGUGCACAUCCCAACUCUCGAUUUUGUGCCCCGGCUCGCCAGUGCCCCAUCAUGGACCCAGCCUGGGAGGCCCCGGAGGGUGUCCCCAUUGAGGCCAUCAUCUUUGGAGGACGCAGACCCAAAGGAGUCCCCCUGGUAUAUGAAGCCUUCAAUUGGCGCCAUGGGGUGUUUGUGGGCAGUGCCAUGCGCUCCGAGUCCACUGCUGCGGCUGAACACAAAGGGAAGAUCAUCAUGCAUGACCCAUUUGCCAUGCGGCCCUUUUUCGGCUACAAUUUUGGGCGCUACCUAGAACACUGGCUGAGCAUGGAGGGACGCAGAGGGGUGCAGCUGCCUCGCAUCUUCCAUGUCAACUGGUUCCGGCGCGAUGAGGCAGGCCGCUUCCUAUGGCCAGGCUUUGGAGAGAAUGCUAGGGUGCUGGACUGGAUCUGCCGGCGACUGGAGGGGGAGGACAGUGCCCAAGAGACACCCAUCGGGCUGGUGCCAAAGGAGGGCGCCUUGGAUCUCACUGGUCUGGGAGCCAUAGAUACCACCCAGCUGUUCUCGCUCCCCAAGGACUUCUGGGAACAGGAGGUCCGUGACAUCCGGAGCUACCUGACUGAGCAAGUGAACCAGGAUCUGCCCAAGGAGGUGCUGGCUGAGCUGGAGGCCCUGGCAGGACGCGUGCGCAGAAUGUGACCUGGGGCUCCAAGCUAGUGAGUGAGCACAGCAGCCCAACCAGGAGCAGGAGAGCCAGCACACCUGCAGAAAAUAUGAGCAACUUGAUGUACCUAACAUCUGGGUGCCACAGGCCACACUACCCACACUGUCUAAUAAGAGAUGCUCAUUUAUUUUACAUAA
Condylura cristata (star-nosed mole) is the source of this 2248-nucleotide messenger RNA. RefSeq names its product phosphoenolpyruvate carboxykinase 2 (mitochondrial) (gene PCK2). The transcript has 10 exons. The coding region runs from base 164 to 2086 and encodes 640 amino acids. Gene Ontology annotation, biological process: cellular response to dexamethasone stimulus; response to starvation; cellular response to insulin stimulus. Gene Ontology annotation, cellular component: cytosol. Gene Ontology annotation, molecular function: GTP binding; phosphoenolpyruvate carboxykinase (GTP) activity; manganese ion binding. NCBI's taxonomy places the organism in Eukaryota, Metazoa, Chordata, Mammalia, Eulipotyphla, Talpidae. The record is from RefSeq and is a predicted model, not a curated record.